Molecule: messenger RNA, 4697 nt
Organism: Neofelis nebulosa (Clouded leopard)
Lineage: Eukaryota; Metazoa; Chordata; Mammalia; Carnivora; Felidae
Gene: FBF1
Product: Fas binding factor 1
Exons: 29
Coding region: 471-4025 (1184 amino acids)
Biological process (GO): establishment of epithelial cell polarity; cilium assembly
Cellular component (GO): ciliary basal body; ciliary transition fiber; centriole
Source: RefSeq, a predicted model, not a curated record
GCGACUCCCGGCGGGCCCUUGCUAAGGGGCGGGCUCGGGAUUUUAAAAUGCCAGACACGGACGGAGUUGGCUGAGCGGAGGCGAUGACGCGAUGGUACUCUGUGGCCCUUUGGCCUUUGCAAACUUCUCAGAGAUUCCCGCGGUCUGGGAGGCUGGGACAGGAUCCCUGGGAGAUGGAAGAAACUCCUGGAUGUGAUCUAUGAGGCAAAACGUGCUUGGACUUGUAGGUCGUGAAAACUGCCAUCACAAAGAAAGAGCAACACAAACAUUCAGAGUGGCCCCUGUACCUAAUCCUAGACGAACUUUGCAUUCUAUUAACAGGACCGGCAACACCAGAGAUGACCCCCUCCGACUCCUUUCUUCCAAGGCAUGGGAAGGUCUGUCUUGGGAGGAUGAGCCUGAUGUGGGCAGAAUUCAAAUGAGCUGGACAGCACUGUGAACAAGCUGCAAGCAGCUCCCAGAGUCUUGAGAUGGCACCAAAAACCAAAAAGGGAUUGAAAGGCUCCAUUGAUGAUGUCCUCGGUGACCUCUUGGGGGAUGAGAUGACACUACCCGAGGAGCCUGUGAAACUAGCUUCCCGAGCCCGAGAUGCCAUGGCCGUAACCCAGGCGCUCCCUUCUUCAAGGGCUAGAACAAAGUUCCUCCUGGAAGACUGUGCCUUCAGCACCACAGCAGGCCUGACAGGACCUGAUGCUGAGAUUUCAGACAUCUCGGACGCAGACCCGCAGGCUCUCCUCCAGACCAUGAAGGAUCUGGACGACAUGGAUGCCGAUCUCUUGGGUCUGAAGAAGUCCGAUCUGGCCUCCAGCAAAAGAGCUGCAAAGGGCUCUGGGAAAGAAGAGUUGCCUAGUCAUCCUAAAUCUGCCGGCCUAUUAACAGCCAGUGAGAAAGGGGACACCAUUCCUGCCAAGAAGUCCCCUCCCUCUCCCGGCAACUUUGGGCAUCAGUACAGGAAGUUUUCCUUCGAAGACUUGGAAGACCCAUUGGCGGGACUUCUCUCCGAUGAUGAGGAAGGAACCACCAAGAAGCCACCCAGGACAGAGAGUAAACUGGCUUCCGAAAAGGGCACAGCCCCAGUCAGAGAUCAAGGUCCUUCUAUUCCUCUAACUCCUGGGGACACCCCGGUCCGAAAGAAAGAAGCAGUGCUAUUUGAUGAGGAGGAUGACAUCAUGGCCACCCUGGGCUUUGCAGACAGCCCCACAGCAGAAAGGAGGCAGAUGGGAGACCAGGAAGGGCCCCGUCCUGCUCGCUCCAGACUGGAUGAGCUGCUGGGUCGGGGGACUGCCACCAAACUCCUGGCUCGCCCGGGCCCUGGGGAACACAGGGAAUUCAAGCUGGACAAGAAGUUCCAGAGGCCACAGGACAAAGAAGAUCCCUGGGGUGAUGAGGACUUCACCUUUGGGGCCUAUCAGCCCACUGUGGGCUCCUGCGAGGGCCGGCAGUCCCACCGGCAGUCGGUCAGUAGGUUCUCAGCAGAAGGUGGCGCAGACCCCAAGGGAGAACCAGCCUCCAAAAGGAGCACCCCAGUGGCCGCCAGCCCCACCCACCCCAGGAAGGGAGGAGCUGACUGGCUGGGCCUGAAGGAUGAGGACCUGUUCCCUCCCUCCCCCACCAGGGAGCCUCAGAGGGGAGGGGAGGCGCUCUCCACUCCUCCCGCGCCCCCUCCCAGGAGCCAGCACUCUGCCCCAGCUGGACUGCCCACCUCCUCUCCGGGGGCCAAGCCAGCUCCAGAGGGUGCAGGUUUCCCUGCCAGAGCCGGCCAGCCUUCGCAGCUGGGAGCAUCUAAGGAGAAAGAGGAAGAGGACUGGCUGAGCUAUGCCUCGUGUCGGAAGAAGUCCCGAGGUCCGGCCCGAGAGGAGCACACCGAGGCCUCCAGAGACCGGAACUUGGUGGGGGCGGCGGGCAGUCCCCCUUCCAGCAGCCAGCCUGUUGCCGGCACUCAAGGGGUCAAGCAAGCGCCUGCUGGAGGGUCCUCAGGAACAGCGGCACACAAGCCACCGGCAGGACCCACCACCUCAGGGUCCCCCGUGACUUGGAACCAGGCUGCCUUGGCCCUCCGUGUCGGUGACCCCCAGAGGGGAACAGCCCGUGGAGACCUUUCCAGCACCGAGCCUGCAGCCUGCUUCCCCAGCUCCCAGGAGACCACAGGCCCUUCUCUGCCUGUCCAGUCCCUGUUGCCAGAGUCCCUGGCACGGAGCCUGGUACCGGGCGCAGAAUACCAGAGGCAGCUCCUGGCCGCACAGGUGCAGCUGCACAGUGGCACUGCCGAGCUCCAGGCUGACCUUCUGCAGAGUCAGGCCCGGCUGGCAGAGCUGGAGGCCCAGGUGCGGAAGCUGGAGCUGGAGCGGACCCAGCACCAGCUGCUGUUGGAGAGCUUGCAGCAGCGACACCAGACAGACCUGGAGCUCCUCGAGAGUGCUCACAGAAGCCAUGUAAAGAUGCUAGAAACAUCGUACCAGCAACGGGAAGAGCGGCUGCGGAGGGAGCACGAGGAGCUGUCGGCCCGGUAUCUGUCGCAGUGCCAGGAAGCCGAGCAGGCCCGUGCCGAGCUCACGGCCCAGCACCAGCGGCGUUUGGCGGCUGCCGCACAAGAGAAGGACCAGGAGAUGGAGCGGCUCCGGGAGCUGCAGCGGGCCUCCAUCCUGGAGAUGCGCAAGGACCACGAGGAGCAGCUGCAGCGGCUGAAGCUGCUGAAGGACCGGGAGAUUGACGCCGUCACCAGCGCCACCUCCCACACGCGGUCCCUGAAUGGCGUCAUUGAGCAGAUGGAGAAGUUCUCCAGCAGCCUGCGCGAGCUGUCCUCCCGCGUGGAAGCCUCGCACCUCAGCACGGCCCAGGAGCGGGAGCUGGGGCUCCGGCAGCGUGACGAGCAGCUCCGAGCGCUGCAGGAGAGACUGGGCCGGCAGCAGCGGGACGUGGAGGAAGAGCGGAGCCGGCUCCAGGAGGUCAUGGGGAAGACGGAGGCGCGCCUGACAGAGCAGAGCCGGCUGCUGGAGCAGGAGCGAUGGCGGGUGAAUGCCGAGCAGUGCAAAGCUGAGUCCACGCAGCGCGCUCUAGAGGAGCAGAGGAAGGUCAUGGUCCAGCAGAUCGCCAUGGAGCGGGAGGAGCUGGAGAAGGCCAAGAGCGCCUUGCUGGAGGAGCAGAAGUCCGUCAUGCACAGGUGUGGGGAGGAGCGGCGGCGCCUAGCGGCCGAGUGGGCCGACUUCUUCGCGCAGCAGAAGCUGAGUAAGGAGCGGGCCGAGCGUGAGGCAGAGAGGGCGCUGCAGGUGGACACCCAGCGGGAGGGCACCCUCAUCAGCCUGGCCAAGGAGCAAGCCGAGCUGAAGGUCAGAGCCAGUGAGCUCCGAGCCAAGGAGGAGCAGCUGGCGGCUGAGAGGGAGGCCCUGGAGCGGGAGCGGCAGGAGCUGCGGCUGGAGAAGGAGAGGGUCAGCGCCGCUGCCCUGCGCACCAGGCUCCGCGCCGAGGAGGUGGAGAGCAUGAGCCAGGUAGCCUCGGAGAAGUUUGAGGAGGGGCAGCGGGCGCUGCGUGAGGCCCGGCAGGUGCAGCAGGAGCAGCAGGCGCGGCUACAGCUGGUGCAGCGGCAGCAGGAGCGGCUGAGGCAGCAGGAGCGGCACGUGCACGAGGCAAGGCUCCUCCCCGCUCCGGCGGCCCCCACGACCCCCUCUGGUCACCCACCCUCACAGCCACGUCCUUCUCUCUGGGGUCGGGGACAGGAGCACCUGAGUCUAGCCCAGCAGAGGCUGCGGCUGGACCGCAUCCGCCAGGACCUGCCCUCCGGCCCCGCGGCGCUGUUCCCUGGGACCCAGUGCCCGGCAGCGUCCUGCCUGAGCGCCACUGUGGCUCCUGCCCCCACCCCCCUCGGGUGUAGCCGGCCACCCGCCGGCCUGGGCCCCUCGCACCUCCACGCCAGGCUCAUGCUGCUGAAACACACAGCUGAGCAGGACCGUGACUUCUUGGAGAAUGAACAGUUCUUCCUGGAGACCCUGAAGAAAGCCUCCUACAAUAUGACAUCCCACUCAGCCUGAAGGCUCCGCUGUCUCCUCAGCAAGGCCUCCAACCCCGGAAGUCUCCCCCACCGCCCCACCGGCUGCCAGCUCUGAGGAGUGGGGUGCCCGGGGCCUGAUUACAGCUCUUCCCGGGAACAGGGUGCAAGUGCGUUCUCUCUGAGCCCUCCAGCCGAUGCCUGGAGCCUCUGGGGCUUGAGGGGCAACGGCCUCUGGGAGGUGUGGGGCUGACAACAGCCCUACGACACCACACCGCCAGCCACUGGUUCUCCACCCCCGACCUGCAGCUCGGAUCCGAGGCUCUGACUGAGCCUGUGGACCUCUCCCUUCCUCAGCAGGCAGGAUACUUUCACCUGGGUGUCUUCUUGAAUGACUCCACGAGCAGCCUCCUGUCCCCUCCGAGAGGUCAGCAGAGCCUGCACGGGCUCUCCUCCCAAACUGGGACACGGGGUCAGAGCGCACGUUCUGAAGGGCCUUCUACCCUCCUGGCAAGGAGGCGGGCGGUAUUGUGGGGACAGGGAGGGUGUCGCCCACCCAGGUCUUGCCUCUCAGUAUGACAGGCCCUCAGCCUCAGCCUCAUUCCCAGCUGCCUGGGGAGCUGACCAGCCUUGCGCAGACACUGGCCUGUCGGCUUCUUCUGAUAGGGCUUCCCAGAGGCAGGACCCAGGUGACGGUGGGGUGGGGUGGGGUGGG